UGCCAUAAUAAUCCCACAACAAUAUAAAAACACUGGAAACCGAAACUCAGCAGAAUAGAGUCUUGAAAAAAAUGCUGGCAAAAAACUAUAGUUUGCAACACCAAGAUCUCCCAAAAUCAAAAGUGCAUUGGAGAAUGGAUCCAAGGAAACAAGAGAAAGAACGCCGAAUAAAUAUUCCAAGAAAAAAAAGAUGGAACACCAAGACACAGAUUAUUCUAAUCAGUGUCAUUUAGCUAAAAACGUAAAUAAAUAUCUAUCACGAGGGAACCGAACCAUCAAAUAAACCAUGCUAGUUCUUGCUUUUUAUAAGGUUUAAUCCAAACUUUCAAGCCCAUACACAAUGGGCUUUUAUAUAUAAUCAGUAAGCCCAGUUUCUUUAAAACCCUAGUCCUUUUCUUUAAAGCCAGGGAGAAACUCUUUGUUGUGCGGCUCUGCGAAAACUUGGAAAAUGGGUGCUUACAAGUAUGUGUCUGAGCUAUGGAGGAAGAAGCAGUCCGACGUCAUGAGGUUCGUGCAGAGGGUUAGGUGCUGGGAGUACAGACAGCAGCCUUCGAUCGUCCGUCUCGUCAGGCCUACUCGUCCCGACAAGGCUCGUCGUUUGGGUUACAAAGCCAAACAGGGAUUUGUGGUGUACCGUGUCCGAGUGAGACGUGGUGGACGCAAGAGGCCAGUGCCAAAGGGUAUUGUGUAUGGUAAGCCCACAAACCAGGGAGUCACCCAACUCAAGUUCCAGAGGAGCAAACGUUCCGUUGCUGAGGAGCGUGCUGGAAGGAAACUGGGCGGCCUCAGAGUCGUCAACUCCUACUGGCUCAACGAGGAUUCGACCUACAAGUACUACGAGAUCAUCUUGGUUGACCCGGCACACAACGCAGUGCGUAACGACCCGAGAAUCAACUGGAUAUGCAACCCGGUGCACAAACACCGUGAGCUCAGAGGACUUACGUCUGAGGGAAAGAAGAACAGAGGACUGCGCGGAAAAGGUCACAACAACCACAAGAACCGCCCGUCUCGCAGAGCAACCUGGAAGAAAAACAAUUCUCUUUCCCUUCGUCGUUACCGCUGAUUGCUCUUUUGCUAUCGUCAUCUUCGUCUAUGUUUCAUCUUGUUGGUGUUGUUUUAUCUAUUGCGUGAUGACUUUUUUUUUUUGCAAAUUUUGGAGACUAUACAAUUGCCUUCGGAUUAUGGUUUUAAACGAAUACCUUUAUA
Molecule: messenger RNA, 1206 nt
Organism: Brassica napus (rape)
Lineage: Eukaryota; Viridiplantae; Streptophyta; Magnoliopsida; Brassicales; Brassicaceae
Product: 60S ribosomal protein L15-1
Exons: 3
Coding region: 449-1063 (204 amino acids)
Biological process (GO): cytoplasmic translation
Cellular component (GO): ribosome; cytosolic large ribosomal subunit
Molecular function (GO): RNA binding; structural constituent of ribosome
Source: RefSeq, a predicted model, not a curated record